This is a messenger RNA of Nasonia vitripennis (jewel wasp), 3619 nucleotides long. Its product is annotated as cilia- and flagella-associated protein 251-like. The record is from RefSeq and is a predicted model, not a curated record. The coding region runs from base 83 to 3217 and encodes 1044 amino acids. The transcript is spliced from 20 exons. Gene Ontology annotation, molecular function: protein binding. Gene Ontology annotation, cellular component: motile cilium. Lineage: Eukaryota; Metazoa; Arthropoda; Insecta; Hymenoptera; Pteromalidae.
UUUUUUCUACAUCAUAACAAUAAUUAGUUUGUUAAUUGCUAACCUUUAAAAUUAAUUUUGCUCACUUUAAAAAGAAUAAAAUAUGUCUUUUUCUUGUGUUGAAGAGUCAAUUUCUGAAAGUUUUAGCAGUGAUUUUCACUUAGAUAAUCAUGACGAUUUGUCGCCAACGCCCUUUAACUUACAAUGGAUAUUCGGGUUCAAUCCCGAUGUGCCAGUUAUCAAUCUCGGAAGAAAAGAUCGUUCAAUAGUUGUAUAUGCAUCGACAAACGUGACUGUGUUCUAUGAUUACAAUUCACGAGAAAUGUUUACUCUUCAAGGACACAGUGAUCGCGUUCGAGCUUUAUCCAUAGAUCAAUCAGAGAAAUGGCUUCUGACUGCAGAUUAUGGUGAAGAUUCUACUGUUGUUGUUUGGAACACAACAAACAGAGCACCAACUUACACGUUAUACAAUCCUCACGGAAAAAGUAGAUUAACAGCAACAGCUUUAAGUAUCAAUGCAAAGUAUUUUGUUACUGUAGGCAAUGAAACUGUUCAAUUAGUGAAGCUUUGGUUAUGGACAUUUGGGCGAAAAAAUCACAAUGCUAUAGUAGAAUUGACCAAAAUAGAAGGUGAUCCUGUUAAGGAAAUAUGCUUCAGUUAUGAAAAUCCGAAUUUAUUUGUACUUACGACAAAUCACAGGAUUGUAUUCGUUACAUGGAACGAGGAUAGUGAAAAUUUAAGCUUAGAAUAUCCACUCAUUACGAGUAGUUCGAAAGAAUUUGGAAUAUUAAAUAAUACUACGUUUGUGUUCAAUAGUACAAAAGUAUUUACUGGAACAUCAAACGGAUACAUUUUACUAUGGGAUGUCGUUAAUGAAAUGGAUAUAUCUAAUAAAAAACAAGUAAAACACGUUAAAUCAAUUAAAUUGCAAAAAUCGAACAUAACGAAAAUAGUUAAUUACAAAAGUUUGGUAGUUACGGGAAAUUCACACGGAGAUGUAAACUUUUACGAUAGUGAUUUGAAAAUUUUAUACUGGUGUCGUGAUUGUGGAUUAGACUUUGUUACAUCGAUAUCCUUUAGUCAUCAAUUCCAGUUGAACGGCACGAAAAACAUUGACAAUACAUGCAGCAUUAAUAUAAAAGAUGAUUCUCCCAUAAAAGACUGGCAAAUAAAAAAUAUAUGUAAUGGAAAGGAGGAUGAACUUAAAAAGAUUCAAGAUGAAUCAUCGCGUGAUGAAAUUUCUUCAAACGUUACAAUAAAACUCGAAAAACAGCCUAAAUUAAGGGAAUGCAUGAAUGAGCCAUUUGAUAAUAAAAGUUUGGCGUUUGUACAAAAGUUUUAUCAAUUUCAAGCACCUCGUGAAGCUACGGUCGAAAGUAAAGAGUUGUACAUUGAUAAAUUCAUAGUUGCUACGUCAUCUGGAAAAUUAAUGCGGAUGGACGUUUCGAAUAUGACGGGUCGUUUGAUAUCUCAUUAUUUCGCAUCAACUUUAACAUCUUUAGACGUUCAUCCCCAAAGUGACUAUUUAGUGGUCGCUGAUGAAAAUGGAGUAAUGUUUUUGUUUAACUACCGUAAUCACCUUCUGGUAUUGAAAAAGCACAUUUCAAUCGUAACAAAUUUAUCGUCGAUCCUAAAAACUGAAACGUCCAAUGGAAAAAUAACUCAUGUCACGAAUUUAGAAACAAAUGCCAAAAAUGCGCGUGCUACUGUUCUUAAGUAUUCACCUAGAGGUACGGCAUUGAUCUGUGCGCUUAAAAACGGUGCAAUGUGGGUUCUUCGACCGGAAACUUUGGAACCAUUAGACCCAUUACCUUACAAACAUUCAAACCACGCUAUUUUGGAAGUUACCUUUUCGGAGUAUUCGAAUUAUAUGGCAUACUUCGAUGACUCCAUGACUGUGGCGGUUUUCAAACGAAAUGAGAAUGUUCAAUCAUCGAGCAAUUAUUUUGAUUUUAUUGGAAAAUAUCGGUCGCAUAACUUGCCCAUCGCAAGUCUUUUAUUUAGUCCAUUGUCUCGGGAGAACAAAGCGAUCCCUCGCUUUCUGUCUCUUGGGAAAGAUCGAGACCUGGUCGAGUACGAUUUGAAGAAAAGUGGGCCAUAUCCUGAUCCAGGAUUAGUAAUCAUGCAAGUUAGUCGAAUCGAGCGAGACGAAGUUCCACUGAGUAUGUCGUGGUAUCCACAAUCGGGCGAAGAAACGCUCCUAGUCAUUUCAAAUUCAGACUACAAGUUCAAACUGAUCGAUUCCAUUACAAAGGAAACGCGCGCCACUGUAUUGGGACCAACAUUCAGUUCUCCAGUACAGAAAAUAAUGAUUUGUCAAGCAGAGGAACCAGAGAAAACAAAAGAUGAGCCAAUUUACAUACUGUUUGCCACUAGCAAGGAAAUAGGAUUACAAUUAUUACCGCUAGACGGGAAUCCAUUCAAAAUAAUCGGGGUCCUGGGACAUCCGCGAGGAAUUUCAUGGAUGCGCAUCAGCCGUUGUGGUCGCUUUCUUUUUACUCUGGGAUGUGACGAUCGUUGCAUAUCAAUGUGGAACACUAAUUUCAAAUCCGUAGACAUCUCUUACAGAUUGGGUGGAGUCGGAUUAACUCCAUUCUACGGACUCCUAGAUGGAGGUAAAUUUGGUUGGCUUUUUACCGAGAUGCGAGAUUUAUUCGUCUAUGCGCAGAUCUUGGAACAAGGAGAAAACUCUAUGGAAGCUAGACAAAUUAAGGAUGAAAUUUCUGUACAACUACUGCCUACUCUCAUGAGAGCUAUCGGAUUUUAUCCAUCAAAGGAUCAAUGCGACGAUUUGAUAAAUGAAAUAAUGUAUCGGAACCACGCAAGUACUGAAACAAUUCAGAGAAAACUAAAUUUUGAAGAAUUCGUAAAAUUGUACAUAAACCACCGACCGACCUUUGGUAUUUUAAUGAAGCAUCUACGAGACGCUUUUCAUACUCUUGCCAAGUUAGAGGAGUCCGAUGAUCCCAGUUUAUCUAGGGAACUAUUAGUCGAUGUAUUAUCUAAAGAAAACAGUCAUCACGGUAAUUCUUCCAGCCAACAUGAAACGCUAAAAGAUCUUAAACGCUUAAUUCUACAAGAAUUUCAAAAGGAUAUUUCAACGACUGAGAAAGUAGAGGACUUAGCGGGACAGGUGUUCAAAAUGUUACCAAGUCGUAUAUCUUACAAAGAUUUUACCACCAACAUUAUGGGAAUCGAAUCGCCGAAGGAGACGAGGGCUGACAAUAGUGAAAAAUGAUCUCGUGUGAGCUAUUUUAUGUAGAUACGUUAACAACAAAAAUUCUUCAGAACAAAGCCAAUCAUUGAAAAACGCACUGUGCUUUUUCGCGCAACAUUGGAUCGUAACGAAUAAAACUAUAUAUCCAGGCUAAAAAAUUCUUUGCACAACAGUUCUAAUGUAAAUUGAAUUAUCAAGAAGUUUUAGUACGUGUAAAAACAAAGCUUUCACAAAGCUAUAUAUAUAUAUUUUUUUUUUCUUCAUAUUUAUGUACAAAUCAUUUUUUAAGCUGUUAGUGACAAUUAAUUCAUGUUUUUAAUUCACGAUGGAACGUCGAAAAAAUAGAAUAGAAAAAAUAAAGCGAGGAACGAUUCUUUCGUCAAAUCGUUGUGCAAAUAAAUUUUAAUAUUUCUGGAACGCUUA